Leptinotarsa decemlineata (Colorado potato beetle) is the source of this 3813-nucleotide messenger RNA. RefSeq names its product polyamine-transporting ATPase 13A3. The record is from RefSeq and is a predicted model, not a curated record. Gene Ontology annotation, biological process: intracellular calcium ion homeostasis; polyamine transmembrane transport. Gene Ontology annotation, cellular component: membrane. NCBI's taxonomy places the organism in Eukaryota, Metazoa, Arthropoda, Insecta, Coleoptera, Chrysomelidae. Gene Ontology annotation, molecular function: polyamine transmembrane transporter activity; ATPase-coupled monoatomic cation transmembrane transporter activity; ATP binding.
UACAUAAAUGAUUAUGAGAAUGUUUAGCAUUCGCAGUCCCGCACUGGGUCAGUCAUUUUCCCAACACUCUGUGCAAGAGAGUGAGUGAGUGGAAGUGCUGUUGUUCUCGCUUUUUUCAGGACAAGCCACUGACGUUACACCCUCGCAGGAGUAUGGUGGAUUCCUUCAGUGAUGAAGAUAGUCAUAUAGAGGAUAACAAAAAAUAGCGAGAAUGAAAGCAGCGGUGAAGAUAUACAGGGGAAGCAGUUUAUCAAUUACGGACAAGAUGAUCAAAUGGAAAUUGAAGGAUACGUUUCCUGUAAUGUGAGAAAUAGAAUCACUUGGAUAUUUUAUAUAUUGAGUUUGGGAACAUUGAGGUUAUUUUUCCACUGGUAUCCUCAUUUGAAGCUGAGAUCGACAUACAAGCGAUGUAGUUUGAAAAAUGCCGAAAAGGUCUUAGUGAUUGACAAGUAUCAUAAUUUCAAAUCAUAUUUCGUGAAAGACGUCAAAACACUGAGAGGAAACAUAUUCAGAGAAAGGCAAGAUGACAAACAGUUGGAUGAAAAUAGCAUGCUAGAAUUCAAUUUAUGUGACGGUAGACAAAAACAAUUCGCACAAGCUCGUAUAAUCACCUGUAAGAAGUUAGUUUACGUCUGGGAUGAAGAAAAAAACACUUUCACCAAACUCGCUGGAUUCGAUAAAGGCAUAAAUAGAAAUGAAUUGCAUUCGUUCAAAGGACAAGGCGAAGAGAAACAAGCUCUGAAGAGGAUUACUUACGGACCGAAUGAGAUUACAGUUCCUGUACAAACAAUAUCAACCCUGAUUAUAUUAGAAGCCUUGACGCCGUUUUAUGUCUUCCAAGUAUUCAGCCUGAUAGUCUGGCUCUGUGAGAAGUACUAUUAUUAUACAAUAGCGUUAAUAAUAAUGUCAGUGACGGCAAUUUCCACAUCAGUUAUUCAGACUAGAAAGAACCAGAAGAAUUUGAGAGGCAAGGUGAAUUUCGUUGAUACAGUUACUGUGUGCAGAGGUAAUGAUAUUUACGAGAGAAUUCCUACGACCGAGUUGGUUCCAGGAGACUUGAUUAUCAUUCCAUCUGGUGGAUGUCAAAUGCAGUGCGACGCCGUGUUACUGACAGGACAUUGUGUGGUCAAUGAAAGCAUGCUCACAGGUGAAUCAGUGCCAAUUACCAAAACACCAUUACCAGCCGACUUCAAUCAGUAUAACUUGAGAGAAGAUACGUACCACACUAUUUUUUGUGGAACAAAAAUAAUACAAACCCGGUGUAAAGGUGAAGAACAGGUAUCAGCUGUUGUUAUAAGAACCGGCUACUUAACUGCUAAAGGAGAGUUGGUGAGAAGUAUUUUAUAUCCGCCACCCGCUGAUUUCAAAUUUGAGAGAGAUAGUUAUAAAUUUAUCGGAAUAUUAGCUAUGGUUGCUUUACUAGGGAUGAUAUAUACAAUCGCUUCGAAGUCAUCCAGACAAAUCAACCCGUUGGAUAUUUUGAUGAAAGCCUUAGACUUAAUCACCAUAGCCGUUCCUCCUGCUCUGCCUGCUGUCAUGACAGUUGGAAAAUUGUACGCUUUGAGUAGACUGGAGAAAAAACACAUUUUCUGCAUCAAUUCGAGAGUUAUCAACGUUUCUGGGUCUGUUGAUUGCGUAUGUUUUGAUAAGACUGGUACAUUGACAGAAGAUGAGAUGGAUAUGUGGGGCGUGGUUCCAGUAGAAAAUCGAAAAAUCAAAGAAACACUGAAAAGAAUUAAGGGAAUAUCGAGCGUUUCCCCUUUGAUUAAGGGAAUGGCUACUUGUCAUUCGCUUUCAAUAAUAAACGGUGAAUUGGAAGGGGAUCCUUUGGAUCUGAAGAUGUUUGAAUCAACUGAAUGGGAACUACAAGGUGUAACUGGAAAUAGUAUCGAACAACACAUUGAAGUGAAACCAAAAGAAGAUAGCAAGAACAACUUUCAACUCGGUAUAGUCAAACAGUUCCAGUUCUCUUCCCAUCUCCAACGGAUGAGCGUCAUCGUCAAGUCUUCGAAUUCGGAUACCUUCGAAGUGUUUUGUAAAGGUUCACCAGAGAUGAUUAUGUCCUUGUCCAGCCCAACGUCCCUUCCAGAAGAUCUUCUCUUCAGGCUGGAAGAAUACACCGGGCAAGGGUAUAGGGUCAUAGCCUUAGGAAAGAAGGAAUUGAAGGGUGUUAGUUUUCAAGAUGUUAUGAAACUAGGCAGGGAAGCAGUGGAGUCGGAACUCGAGUUCAUCGGUCUCAUAGUACUGGAGAACAAAUUGAAACCGCAGACUACGGAGGUUAUAAAGACGUUGAAAGAUGCCAGAUUGAAGGUUGUUAUGAUAACAGGAGACAACAUUCGAACCGGUAUUCACAUAGCUAAGGAAUGCGGUAUGGUGGAACCUGAUCAAGAUAUAAUUGAAAUUCUGACUCAGAAAUUGCCCGAAACUUCUAUACCUUCCAUAAUAUAUCGCACUGUUAGUCCAGCUUCACAUCAGGUCAAAUACAAUGGAGACUCUACUGACAUCGAGAAAUGUCAGAAACGCCGAUACUGCUUUGCCGUCACCGGUAAAGUCUGGGCAGAUGUUGUUGAAAACUAUCCGGAUUUGAUUUCUAAAAUCGUUACGAAAGGGACAAUCUUCGCCAGAAUGUCUGGUAUGCAGAAGCAGCAAUUGGUUGAGGAGUUGAAGAAAUUGGGAUAUUCUGUAGCAAUGUGCGGAGACGGAGCAAACGACUGCGGAGCUCUGAGGGCAGCCCACGUCGGCAUAUCCCUUUCAGAAGCCGAAUCGAGUGUGGCUUCUCCCUUCACGUCCAAAGAACAGAACAUCUCAUGCGUCCCUGAGAUUAUCAAAGAAGGACGCGCAGCCCUGGUGACGGCCUUCGGAGUCUUCAAAAUCAUGCUCUGCUUCAGCCUUACCGAGUUCGCUGCUGUCUCGAUCCUCUACAACAUAGACUCGAACCUGACUUCCAUGCAAUUCCUCUUCAUAGACAUCCCGCUGAUUAUGAACUUUGCCGCGGUUUUCGGAAACACCAAAGCUUUCGAAGCUCUAGACCCAAUUCCUCCCAGAACGUCGCUGAUAGGAUUUAUCCCGAUAUCCUCCAUAGUGCUUUUCCUCACCACAGCUACGGUUUUCCAGCUGCUUGCUUACUACUGGAUUCAAACUUACAGCUGGUUCACUCCCUUCGUCUACGACGAAGACCAACCGGAGUACCUGUACUCAUAUGAGAACUACGCGGUAUUUUCGGUGUCCAUAUUUCAGUACAUCACAAUGAACGUGGCUUUCUCUAAGGGCAAGCCCUACCGGAAACCCUUAUAUACGAACACCUACUUCUCCCUUUCUUUGCUCCUCACCACAGCUCUGUGCGUAUACUUAGUCCUCAACCCUUUCGAAUGGCUGAGGGUGGCCUUGGAGCUGCAGCUACCUCCCAUGGAAGGCAGGUACCCCAUGCUGAUAAUUUCCGUAGUCAAUUUCGCAGUUUGCAUCUUCUUGGAGGAUCUGGUUGUGGAGUAUUUCUUGGGCAAGGUGGUCGAACCCCCGUUGAGAAAGAUGCGGAAAUCCAGGCGAAAGUUUUUGGCCGUUUUGGAGGCGUUAGACGAGGAGCCAAACUGGCCUAGAAGUUGCGCACGAAUAGAGGAGAAGGGGACGGUCAAUAAUGGUUUCGUGGGGUCGCAGAGUGAUAUCGUAACGAAUGUUAGUGUAUAAAAAGGGCUGCCACCCACAAUGAAUGAUUCAAAGUGACUAACAGGUAGUUGCACACCAUACGGUAUUUUGAUUCCAUAAGUAUUAUUUUCAUAUUUGUUGUAUAUUGAAUAAAGUUUAUCUGAUAUAUUUUAA